AAUCUACGGACAGCUACAGUCUUCCCGGCUUGUUGAUAUUUUUGAUAAUUACUAUCUGCAGUAGGUAAACUUGGCAUACUUGACUAGGAUUAGGGGUAAUAUGUUAUUGGAGAUUAAAUAUGUGGCCGUUUUCUUUAUAAUGGACGGUUGUUUCUGAAUUUUUGGAUAUGUUUACUCUAUGUUAUUUACCAGAUGCGUCUCUUGAUUAGUCAACAAACAUGGCGGCUGUUAAGGUAGUGGCUGGCCGAUUGCAGGCCACAAUUUUCGUCUUUAUUGGACUUAUCAUGACCGUAAACGGAGACAGAGUAAAGCAUAAGAUCUAUCAGGAUAUCCAGGGAGACAUGGCCUGCUUCAAGAGGUUCAAUGGAACUCAGGAGAUUGGCUGCACCUCCAAGUUCUCUGGGAAUAUUGGUGUGUUGCACGUCGUGGAGAAUAUGUCUGACCUGGAGUGGGUGUACAACAAGGGUCCUCAUCACCCAUAUAUCCUGGCCUUCACUCCUCGCUUCCUUAUCCCAGAGGUGCUGCAGCAGGCUCAACAUUCUGGUAAGGUGUCAGGCGUGGUGGUCAUGUUGCCACAAGACUACGAUCCUGGGAUGACCAGUAACUUCUCUGGUGAGUCACAGUGUCCCAACCACUGGCUUGGUCUCUACAGUAACUCCUCCACCUCUAAGUAUGCUGACCAUUGCUGGAAUAAUCCUUGGAACCCUAAUGGUAAUUCACUUCUGUAUAUGUCGUGGAAUUUCCCAAUCUUUUUGGUAGACAACCAGACAUCGAUCCAAAAUAUUAAGAACUAUUAUGAGGAUUUUAAUAAGCCUGGUGAUGAUGAGGAACCCCGAUCGUGGCCUCUAUGUUGCAUGGAAUUGAAGUCAAACAUGUUUGGAACCACCAAUACAGAAGUGUGUGUGAGACGGCGAGCCAUUGCAGCAUCGGUGUUCCAGCCAGUCAACUUCUGUGACCCACUUUAUGACUAUAACAUUUGGGGUACAGUUAAGCCCAUGAAUAGCUCAGAAGUUAUUCCUGAUAAGUCUGUUAUAGUUGUCGCUACCAGAAUGGAUGCAGCCACAAUGUUUGAUAAUAUUUCUCCUGGUGCAAAUUCUGCUGUGUCAGGGUUAGUGGUCCUCAUGGCUGCUGCUAAUGCACUCAAUGAGCUAAAGGAUGACAUAUUAAGUUCAGAGAAUGACAAAAAUGUACUGUUUGUAAUAUUCCAAGGAGAAACUUGGGGUUACAUUGGAUCAUCACGUAUGGUCUGGAACAUGGAAAAGGGAGAGUUUCCUUUCAAAUAUCAAGUUGACAAACCUGACCAGAUGUCACAAGUCAACUUCACACACAUUGACUACUUCAUUGAGUUAGCUCAGGUUGGUCAAGGAAUGACAGCUUCAGGAAGUCAGCUGUUUCUCCACACUGAUCCCAUCUCCAAUUCUGACCCUGUUGUUGGAAAUGAGACAGAAGCUUUGGUGAAUCUCUUGGAGUCAUUAGCUAACAAGUCUGGUAACCUACAGCUUGAGAGAGCUGAUAAAGAUGUGCCACUACCACCUGCAUCCUUCCAAAGUUUUCUGAAGAGGGUUAAUAUAUCUGGUGUAGUUAUUACUGAUCACAAAGAUAAGUUUAAGAAUCCUUACUAUGAGAGCAUAUUUGAUGAUUAUCGCAAUGUAAACUACAUGUCUGAAAAUACAAGUGAGGAAACUGAUGUAUACCACAACCACAUCAGUCGGGUUGCAAGCUUGCUGGCAGAAACCCUCUACACGCUCCUCACUGGACACACAAAAAACAUCAGUAUAGAUGAAAAACUGACAAAUGACCUCCUGUAUUGCUACAUGAAGAAUGUAAGUUGUCAAAUGUUUCGUGACUAUGGAGAUAAGUUGUCGCCAGAUUUCUUUAACAACAAGCCUGCCAAGUUGUAUGUCAGUGUCAAGGAAGGUGAGAGUGAUAGAACAUUACUCACUCACUGGAUUUUUGCCAGUAUUUUAGGCAAGGAAGUGGCACUAAACAAAACAGAUUGCAAGGCAGACAAUUUCUACCAAGUUAACCAGUUGUACUAUUUCUCCUCCCUAAAAAAUGGAACAUGCAUCAUGUCAACAGUGAGGAAGACGGAGGCUAUGAGUCCUGCAUUCCUGAUAGAUGAUUAUGACUGGCAGUCUGGCGAGUAUUCUACAUGGACAGAGAGUGGAUGGCAGUUAACCAAGGCUAUGAUCUUCUUGAAGCCUUCAGUGGCAGAGGAAGUUGGUCUAGUGUGUGGUGGAGUAGCUUCCCUCUUGCUAUCACUGCUUGUUGUCUAUUUUAUGAAUUCAAGAGCAGAUCUUCUUUUUGGGUUGUCUAUCCCUCCAGCAGCAUGCUAAAUAAAUAGAUGGGUAGUGUUCUUCUCUUGUGCUUAAACCAUUAUAAAAGAGAAAAAAUUUCCAUACAAUUUUUAAUCCAAUCCUUCAGACAAAUGUUAUUUUUGUUUAUUUACCAAAUAAAUUAUGGCUGUUGUAUAUUUUCAUAUAAAAUUAAAUAUUGUUAAUAUAGCCAAGGCUAAAGUAAAACUUACAUGUAACUAGUGUUACAUGUCAGUGCAGUGUAGUGGUACCACUACAAUUUACCAAAAAAUGGAGGCAGGUAUUACAUAGUAUUGUACAGUGUAAAGAUACUGGUUCAUUAAGAUCUCAAAAUAUUGCUGGGUAGGUUAAAUUAAGAAUUAAUUUCUUUUUGAUUCAUCUUGUAAUGAGUCACAUGUUACAUCUUAUGUUCAUAAAAUUUUCAGUGAAGUUAGCAUAGGUAUACAUAUGUACUUUAACCACUGUGCAUAGCAUCUUAAGGCAUUCUGAUGGUUGUGAUUUGUUUUUAAUAAGGCCAUAUUUUAAUGUUUUUUAAUGUUUUCAUCGCUCUUUGUGAUUUGAAAUGAAAAUGGUUGAGUUUGGAAACAUUUUAAUAUGAACAUUAGCUGAACAUUCAUCAAAACGACAAAAAUAUGUCCUUAACAACUACACCAUGAAAUUUUUGCCCAAAACAGGUGUGCAUUGCAGGGGUUAAAGAUAUACAGUUCACUGUUCAUCAACUUAGAGAUUCAUUGAUGGUAAAAAAAAGAAAUCUAUACUGUAUAAGUGGGGGAGGGGGGGGGGGUAAAAAUCUUCCAGUUUUUGUAUUGCAAACAUAGCAAUUAACCAAAAGCAUGCAGAUGAUAAGGUUUAAGCUAUUGUCAAUACUGAUGACUAAGUACUGUAAAAAAAAAAAAAAAUACUGUGAAUUGUUAUAAUUUAUCUAGUUCAAAAGUAUCAUAAAUAUAUUGUAGUAUCAGUGUACUGUAUAUAAAGACUUGUGCCAUUACAUUAUUUUGUGUAAUGGUUUUCAUUGCUAUUUAAACUGCAUAUCUUGAGGGUUUAUAUGUGUAUGCUUGAUGGUCAUCGCUGGCAAUACAAGUAUGGUGUGUGUGUGAUAAUGUUCAUUAUUUUCCCUUAUACUAUACAUGUCUUGUUCUUACUAUUGCCAGGCAUUUUUGAAACAUAAAUAUGUUUUCUUAAUUUAUACUGAUGGAAAAAAAAUACAAUUUCCAAUUUUGUUUUAAUUUUCUAUCAGUCAUUCAAUCAAGUAUUUAAAGUUAAACAAGACAGACAAGAAGUAAAUAUCUAAAAAAAAUAUACUAUAUAUAUAUAUAUAUAUAUAUAUAUAUAUAUAUAAUAUAAUAUAAUAUAAUAUAAUAUAUAUACCUAUAUUGCCAUUUUUUCAAUACUCGGUGUCUGACAAGUAACGCAAAUAACCAAGAAAUAUGUGGAAGCUAAAUGAAAGUUAAAAUUAUGCACUUUAAAACUUAAUAGACUUGAUCAUCAUAUUUUAGUGGUUUGAGUGUAUGACAUAAAACAUGUAAAAAUUAAAGACAAAUGUAAUUGUUCAUCAAUGUAAAUGAAGAAAUUUGAAUAGGCCUAUUGAUGUUUGAAAGGGCUAAUCUGAAUAAAAUUGUUUGAUUAGAACUUUGUCCAAAGGUGGAAAGUAAAUUUUUUCCUUAGGAUUGGGUUUAGGUUUGCCUGUAAAUAUAAUUAAAUACAGGUAUAAUAAUAAUUGUCUUGGUUUUGAAAGAUUGUGAUUUAUUAAAUACUGUAAAUGCAAUAAUUAUGGUUCUGAAAAUUUUUCCCAAAAUUUUUAGCAAUUGUAUGUUUUUAUAAUAAUUUUUAUAAUAUGUUUGUAAAAUGUUAUGAAAUAAGAGACUUGGUAGUUAUAGAGAUACAGUAUUUUCAAUUUUUUUUUAAAUUAUAAGGAUAAUUUGAUAACUAGAUCAGGUAAGGUUUAUGGGAUAGUCUUUCUCAAUAAAACUGAUUAUUAUAAUAAAUUUAAUAUCUUGAUUGUUAUAUUUAGAUUUAUUGUUAAAAAUGAAUGCAUCAUCAUUUAAUACUUGAAGCUAAAUUUAAUAUGGUAUUAUGAUUUAGGUCAUUCAACCUUAAAUAGUAGAUAAUGUGUACUGUUAUUUCUGUGCAGUUGGCUCCAAACUAGGUUGGUAAUAUAUGCUGCUUAAGAUUCAUUAACAGGAUUUUCCUGUUAGAUCAAUAAUUACUUUUAAUGCAUCAAGUUUAAAGUUAAAUAGUUCUGUGGUCAUGACAAGUAUAGAUCUUUUGGUCUUGCACAAAAGAUGUAGCAAUUUUGGUCUUAAUUUGGAAGCAGCUUGGUAAAUUGUUUAAGAUUGCAACUUGCAUUUGAUGGUAAUCUUUAUUCACAGCUUGGUGGUGUAGCAAUGGUAUUUGCUCUUUUCCCAUAUGAUACUCGUACUAUUUCUUUGUAUUUUUAAUUAAGAAGCUUUGAAUAGACUUGUCACUUAGACUUAAAGCCCAUUUUUUUAUUGUAGAUAUGUAAUCCCUUUCUGGUUUUCAGUUAUUAUUCAUUCUUUCACCUUGGAUAAGGUUACUUUAAUUCAAAAUAUACAAACUUGGGAAAGUACUCAGUGAAAUUGAGGCUAUAGUAAUCCUAAAAUAGCAUUUGUGGAUGUAUUUAUUUAUUUUAGAGGUCACAUUACUAUAGUUCAUUGAAAAUCACAUUCAAUGGACUUGGAUUGAAUAUUUUUUCCCCUAUUUUUUUUUAUAUAUAUAUACAAGAGUUGUUACAUUCUUGUAACAGUUUAACAUUCUAAUUGUUACAUUCUUGAUUUAAGACUAAUAGCUGAUUUAGCCAUUUAUUAUGUACACUAUUCUCAUUCUGUAGGCAUUGGUAUUAGCAUUAAAACUUCAGUUACAGAUAUCACAGUGAUAAAGAACUCUGUAAUACAAGGUUGGCAUGAAACUUUAUGGUUUCAAUUGUUGGAGAGACGGGGUUAGCUAUUGCAUAUACCAAAUUAUGUAUAGUACUAUAAAAUGUGACCUAUCCUUUUGACUGUUCUGUCACUGAAACAGAAAGCAGGAAAUGUCUAAAUAGGUUACAUAUUGGCCACAUACAAUUAACUUGUGGGCACUUAACAGAAUGCCUGAAUUUUUAAUUUUUUUUCUUACUAUGUUCUCUUUUUGUAAGCAGGUACUUUGUCUAUCGCCUAUACCCAAGCUGUACCAACACCUCAAACCCUGCCACUUUCACCCAGUGCCGUACCUUCCCAUCAUACUCUUCCUUUGUUCCUUAACUACUACUAGUUGAAUCAGGCCUCACCAUGUCUGUUGACUAAACUUACCCAUAUACAUUCUUCCCCACUGUAGGCAGAGGAUGAUGGUAGUUUUUUUUUAUAAAUAUUAAUACUGUUGGUUGCAUUGAUAUAUGCCUGGCAUAAUGUAAAAUUGCCGGUCUCUGAAGCCAAACCCUUAGAUGAUGGCUCGUGAAGAAUUUGGGUUGAUUUGGUGUAAAUCCGGCUUAUGUCAUGUGAUGUAAAGAAAUUGGAAUUUUACUUAUAAAUCCCUAUAAUUACCAAGAUUUCAUAACUCUGGUUGUUAUCAUCUAAUAAAACGAUAAACCUUAUUAUACAUUCCGACCGUCCCUCGUGGUCACUUGUCCCUCAAUAGAAUUCUUGGUGAAUCGGAUACUUUUGAUAUCGUUCGCCUUAUGCAUUUGUUCUCAUAUUGGCAACCUUAGUGAUAUUUAGCGCCCUAUGAUUAUUCCGCACAUUUGAUGGCACUACAUAGCCUUUCCGGCUUGGUGCCGUCUUUUGAUAAUUACUUGAUUGCUUGUUAUUAUACAAAAGAAAUUCAUGAUUAAAGUUUUAGAGCAUGUAGCACUAUCAUGCUCAAAAAUAUAUAUUCAAAAUAUUAACCUUGAAACAAUUUCUAGUAUUUUUCUUUUCAUGAUUAUUAGAUAUUUUCCUUGAAUUCUGCCAGAAAGGAAAAUGUAAUUAGGUGUAAUAUUUCAUCCAUCAGAAAUUGAUAUAAAUAUCUGGAUUUAAUUAAUUAUAAAUUAUAAAUAUACAAGGAAGGGUAUUGGACUUUAGCAUUUUUUUUUUUUUUUUUUUUUUUUUUUUCAAUGCAGAAACUUGUACAGUAAUUUACCAUAAGUGCCACCACUCCCUAUGCCUCUAGAGGAGGCCAGCUUCUGGCUUAUGGUCUCUGGCAGGCUAAUAGAAUUCCAUGACUGAUGGCACAUAGUAUGACACUUAGAAAUUAGCUUUAGGGAACCAACGGGGCUUGCCCAGAAAUUGGCAUUUUGUUACAUUCAACUUUUUUUUUUUUAACAAUGUAUUUUUAAAGUGAUCGCAACAUUUUGUUUAUUUACUUUAUUGUAUUUUUCCAGUGAGUUGGUGUAAUAGAGCUGACAUGGUAUUGUGACUUGCCAUCAAAGCUUGAAUUGAAUUUGUAUGUUUACAUGUAUGAAAGAAAGAUAACUAUUUAUAAUAAAAGUUUUAAGAAA
Messenger RNA from Procambarus clarkii (red swamp crayfish), 6783 nucleotides. RefSeq names its product Nicastrin (gene Nct). Gene Ontology annotation, biological process: protein processing; Notch receptor processing. Gene Ontology annotation, cellular component: plasma membrane. The record is from RefSeq and is a predicted model, not a curated record. Lineage: Eukaryota; Metazoa; Arthropoda; Malacostraca; Decapoda; Cambaridae.